CCAAGACUCUAAUGGAGUAUGGCUCCGCGAGGGAAAGCAGGACAGGUGCAAGGCCACUUUUGGCUACAUCCUUCCCAUAUAUAAGACACCGAAAGUAAGGGGGAGGGUCGUCUUUACCAGGAAACCUUGAAUCUGGACGGACAUAAACAAGAUGGCAGACGACUUUGGCUCACAGGUGAAAAAAGUGGCUGUGGCCAUGGGCGCUUCCCUCACGGACCAGGACAUUAACCGCAUGCCACGGGAGAUGAGAAAGCAAGGCAACUUCAACUACAGCAAGUUUUUGGAGUACAUGAGGCAAUUCAAGACUUCAGAGCAACAGGAGGCUGCUAUCAAAAAGGCCUUCCAGAUGCUGGACAAAGACUGCAGUGGCUACAUAGAGUGGAAUGAGAUCAAGUAUAUUCUGUCCACUGUGCCAAAUGCAACCCCCUCAGCGCCUCUUUCCGACGAGGAAGCCGAGGCCAUGAUCCAAGCAGUCGACACGGAUGGAGACGGACGCAUUGACUACAAAGAGUUCUCAGACAUGGUGAAGAUGGACAAGAAACCGAGAAAGUAGAGGUCACGUGGUUCAUCUGCUCUCCGCAGUGUUACUUAAACAAGAGUGUGUGUGGGAGAGAGUUUGAGAGAGAGAGAGAGACAGCAAGAGGGAGUGAGGCCCUGCAUACCAGUUUGACCCUCCUUGACGAAUGCUCUUCCUCCUGUGGAUUGAAAAGCAUCCAGGCAUCGGGCUGGUGUGAGGAGUAUUGUUGUUACCAGUGGUUGUGACACAGAUUCACAGAAAGCAGGGAAGGGGGUGGGUGGUAUGAAUACUUGGUUUAAAGUUGAGUAUUGGGGUAUUUAAUUGGUUGAAUGACCUAUAUUUUCUCUCAUUUGUAUGUUCUUCUGUCAUUUUUAGAAGCGGUGUAAAAAUGCAGCGUGAUUAUGUUGCUCACACUCCCAGCCUUUUCUUAUUUAUGCACUUUUGUUUGUCUGUUAGAAUUUAAGAGUACGUGUUAGCACGCACACUUGCCAUUUGGCUGUGUAUUUUCUCACUAAGGCAUCACGCCAGCCCAGAAUACAAGAGCAUACAUAAAAAUAUAAACUCAACACACACUGAGGACGACUGCUGUUGUUGACUCUCCUAACUUUUUUCCACUUUUGUGCCCUUCUGUUCCACCGGACCUGACCAAGAAACACCAAGAGACAAACCGAGAAUAAAUCCCCAAACCACUGAGAAAAAUCACAGUUUAUUUUUAUACAGAUUUUAAAAGGUCAAAA
This is a messenger RNA of Myripristis murdjan (pinecone soldierfish), 1254 nucleotides long. Its product is annotated as parvalbumin-like EF-hand-containing protein. The coding region runs from base 152 to 553 and encodes 133 amino acids. The transcript is spliced from 5 exons. The record is from RefSeq and is a predicted model, not a curated record. Gene Ontology annotation, molecular function: calcium ion binding. Lineage: Eukaryota; Metazoa; Chordata; Actinopteri; Holocentriformes; Holocentridae. Gene Ontology annotation, cellular component: cytoplasm.